GAAAGGCCUGAGUGCAUGUCAGAUGGAUGCUCUAAUAAAUCUGUGAUGGAGUCAAUGGAUGAAGCUGAAGGACAACAAGGACAGCUCAACAGGAAGCAGCAGUCCCUGAAAACCUCCCAGAAAACAGCACCACUUGGUUGGGCUGCCCGAUGGAAUGGAUUAAUGGCUGGACACAGCGUGUAUCUGUUUGUCCUCUCACAGAUACUGAUUCUCUGUGUGAUGCUGUGGUACAGCACUUACGGGACCAUCCCAGCAGCUCAGAAUGCCUUUGACCUGCUGUCUUACUUGCUUACUCCACUUAAACAGUUGUUUUCAGAUCAAGGGCAGGACCCGACUAGAAUUGGGAAUGUUGUGGUAUCAUACAUCUUGUUGUCUCUAGCUUCUCUAGGACUGUUAUUUGUCGGAUCUCUGUUUUGCCAUCUACUAAGAGCCAGUCCAGACCCCUCCUUUCCGCUACAAGAGGACAGACGCCAAUCUGUGAGCCGGCAGCCUUCAUUCACGUACUCAGAGUGGACAGAGGAUAAAAAUGAGGAUGACUUCCUAGAUUUGGAUCCUAUACCAGAGACUCCGGUCUUUGACUGCGUAAUGGACAUUAAAGCGGAGACAGAUCCAGCUACUCUAACGGUUAAAUCUGUGGGCUUGCAAGAAAGGAGAGGUUCAAAUGUUUCACUCACACUGGAUAUGUGUACCCCAGGCUGUUCUGAGCAAGGAUUUGGCUAUGUUAUGUCACCACGGGAACAGUCAGCCCGAGAAUACCUCCAGACAGCAUCAAACAUCCUUACUGAAGAGGAACUGCACAAGAAAGCACUGGAUCCUUUCAUACUCCAGGCAGAGUUCUUUGAAAUUCCAAUGAAUUUUGUCGAUCCAAAGGAAUAUGAUAUUCCAGGCCUGGUGCGUAAGAAUCGCUACAAAACAAUUCUCCCAAAUCCUCACAGCAGAGUGUGCCUUACCUCAGCUGAUCAGGACGACCCCCUCAGCUCUUACAUCAAUGCUAACUACAUCAGGGGCUAUGGAGGAGAGGAAAAGGUAUAUAUUGCUACUCAGGGACCGAUAGUUAAUACUGUCAGUGAUUUCUGGAGAAUGGUGUGGCAGGAACGUUCUCCCAUCAUUGUCAUGAUUACCAAUAUAGAAGAGAUGAAUGAGAAAUGCACAGAAUAUUGGCCAGAGGAACAGGUCACCUACGAAGGAAUAGAAAUCACAGUUAACCGAGUCAUACAAGCAGACGAUUACCGUUUAAGGCUCAUCACCCUAAAGAAAGGAGAAGAAGUCAGAAACCUGAAACAUUACUGGUACACAUCUUGGCCAGACCAGAAGACACCAGAUCAAGCCCCACCUCUGUUACAGCUAGUGCUGGAAGUUGAAGAGGCCAUGCAGAGCGCAGAAGAGAAGAAUGCCCCAGUUAUUGUUCACUGCAGUGCAGGCAUCGGGAGGACUGGCUGCUUUAUUGCAACUAGUGUCUGCUGUAAACAGCUGAAGAGCGAGGGCAUAGUUGACAUAUUACGAACAGCCUGCCAGUUACGGUUAGACAGGGGAGGAAUGAUCCAGACUUGUGAACAGUAUCAAUUUGUCCAUCAUGUCAUGAGCUUAUACGGAAAACAGCUUUCUAGAGCAGCAGAAGAAUAA
This is a messenger RNA of Colius striatus (speckled mousebird), 1623 nucleotides long. RefSeq names its product protein tyrosine phosphatase non-receptor type 5 (gene PTPN5). The record is from RefSeq and is a predicted model, not a curated record. Gene Ontology annotation, molecular function: protein tyrosine phosphatase activity. Lineage: Eukaryota; Metazoa; Chordata; Aves; Coliiformes; Coliidae. Bases 16 to 1623 code for a protein of 535 amino acids. Gene Ontology annotation, biological process: protein dephosphorylation. The transcript has 14 exons.